ACAUCACAACCCACCAGCCCUUCCACACUUUAUUCCUUCAAAGUCCAGCUUCAAGUUACAUUGGAAUACUUUAACCAGCGGCUAAUGGCAUAUCACCAAUAGGGGAUACCCUCUCAGUUUUCACAAACCUCACUUUAGAUCGGAACUUGGAUGGACCUCAGUGAACCCAACUGGUCCAUGGUUAAGCGACUAUCAUCUCGCAGCCCAGGGUCGUCGCGGGCUGAACAAAAUUACUUUAGCAGUGACAGAAGAGACAGACCUGCUUCUGCAUCAGAAGAGCUGAGGUCACCAUCAGCUACCAAUCUUGACACAGUAGAAAACCAGCCAACAGAGGGCAGGUCACUACACUCCUACAUUAAUUCUGGACAUCGCAUCAGCUCACCGAGUUCGGAGGACAUAACACUCUUCACGGAUUUAGACCAGGGCAACAAGCUUAUUAUUUCCAGUGGGAAAUUCAAAGGGAGCUUAGUGGUUGACACCAGUGAAAUGUACCAAACCUUAGCCAUGGCUGCGGCCCAGGGGCCAGCAGGAUACGACACGUCAGCCAGUAGCUUUAUGCACUCCACAACAACUUCUCCAGUUUACGUACCGACAACCAGGGUUGGACCCAUGAUCUCUGGCAUCCCGUACCUGCAAGGGAGCGCGGCUUCACAGCCAAGCCACGCGGUCAGCAACCACUCUGUGUGGUCCCAACCUGCCUCGGAGAGCCCAUCCUACAGCACAGGUAGCCCGCACGCCUCUAACCGUUUUCACUACUCUCCAAGUCCGCCAGUGAAUAACGGAGCAUCAAGGGAUGGCAACUACAGCAGCACUCUGAAUGUCAACGGCAGAGACCAGUACAGUCCUCUGGCCAGACCGCUAAAUGGAUCUUACCCAAGCCCAUAUUCACCUUACGUGGGAUCGCAACUUACAACAGCCUGGCCAACAGGACCCUUUGACAACACUAUGCUUCAUACUUUACAAAACAGAGGGGCACCCAUACCUAUUCGAGCACCAAAUGGAGAUAUACUGGAUGAUUUAGGUGAGAGCAGAGAAUGUGUUAACUGUGGCUCCAUCUCUACGCCCCUGUGGAGACGAGAUGGCACGGGGCACUAUCUCUGUAACGCAUGUGGUCUGUACAGCAAGAUGAACGGGCUCAGCAGACCACUUAUUAAACCACAAAAACGAAUGUCUUCGUCGAGGCGGAUCGGCCUGUCCUGUGCGAACUGUCACACCAGUACCACCACACUGUGGCGCAGGAAUGCAGAAGGGGAACCAGUGUGUAAUGCUUGUGGACUCUACACCAAAUUGCACGGGGUACCUAGGCCGCUUGCAAUGAAGAAAGAAGGAAUCCAGACGAGGAAAAGAAAACCCAAGAACCUUAAUAAAUCCAAGGCCCCCUCUGGCAGCAGCAAUCCUGUUCCCAUGACUCCAACUUCCUCGUCUUCAUCGAACUCUGAGGACUGCACGAAGACUGGCUCUCCAUCUGCGCAAGUGCCAGUGUCUGGGAUCAAUUCCUCAGCAAUGUCGGGCCAAGGAGAUAGCACCAACGCUGGAAGCACUGCACUGAACUAUUCAGGUCAAGAGGGCCUCUAUGCGGGAGUCAAUCUGACCUCCAAUGCUGAAGUCGCCGCCUCGGUCCGAGGAGAGACGUGGUGUGCUCUGGCACUGGCCUGAUCCUCCCUGUAAAUAAAGAUUGAUGCUAGCUUUAGAUGUUUCAUCGCUGAUGCAACAACGGUAUCAUCAAAGCAGCUACACUGCUGAACAAGGAGACAGGACGUUACGUGGGAGUGUUUUUUUUUCUCCCGUGGGCUUGAAGAGGUGCUGGACUAAAAGAACUCCGCCUUCUUCCCUGGUAUUUUUUCUCUGCAAGAAUUUAAAAACAGAAAUGACUCAACAGGGUUAAGGUUAUAUGGACAGAGGAGAAGUUUCAACUUUAAAGUUAACAGAAUCACGCUUGUCGAUUUUCCAGUGACUAUAAGGGAAAAAAAAAACUGUUUCUAAAGCCCAGUCACGCUGCCUUUUAAAAAUGUUAUUAUUAUUAUUUGAUCUGCAAUGGGUACUUUCAGAAUGAGCUCCAGAGUCUCUAUUGAAACCACUGCAGCCAUUCUAUUUAACUACACACAUUGCUGAACACUGUUUUGACCGGAUGAGGUUAACUGGAUUCAUUGGCUUUUCUUUCAUUACAAUCAAAUACACUAUGGUACAAUAAAUUGAGUGCCUUUGCUGACAGCUGGAAAAAAAAAAAAAACACUAAAUGCAGUUAUUAUCUGAAUGAAAACUGAAAUAUUUCUUUACCUUUCAAUUGGGAAUUAUGAUUUUCCUUUUUUUUUUUUUUUAGCUUCAAUAAUACAAAUACACACGCAUACAAUGUGCCAGUAAUGUAAAACGUAAUAGUUUGGUAUGUGCUACGUUUUAAUUUAUGCAUACCUAAUGAUUAUUGUUCUUUGGAGUACAUUUCAUUUAUAAUGAAGCUGCACAGCAUUGUCUUUACUUUUUGUUUCUGGAGGUUCCUAUUGUAGUCUGAUUGAGUUGUCAUGGUUUUAAACAGGGUAGCAAACAGAUAAGUACUUGACUUCCAUAUGUUCAAGUGCAAUUUGUGUUGCAGCAAUCAGUGUUAAAUCAGAUGUUUCAGAUUUAACCAUUUAUUUUGCAAUGAAUGUAAACAAAUAUUUUAUCUUAAUGGUACUUAUCUAAUUUAAAAUCAUUUGCCAGGCAUCAUUAGCAGUUGAUAUUUUCAACGGUUUAAAAGAUGUCCCAAUCUUAGUUUAAAAAAUAAAUAAAUAAAAAAAGAAAUAAUCCAAUAAUCUCUUUUUAGAACAAAUUUCACUCAGGAAAAUUUUACUGAUGGAUUUUUUUUUGUAAAAGAGCAUUGCAGCAAUAUUUUCUGGAAAGGAAUAGUGCUGACCUUUGACUACCUAAGUGAUACAUAUGUAAAUACUCCAAGACUUAUUUGUCUUUCAAGUUUUAUUAAACAAUUUGUAAAGUAGAUGUAUGUAUAGGUUGGUUGACAUAACUUUUUUUUUUAGAUGAGAUGCCUUUGCCAUUUUGUUAUUUGUUCAAUAAAACUAAUUAAAAAAAAAAGUUAUGUAAUUUCUUAAAAGAACAGGUCUUCUGUUCACAGUUGGUCUUUUGUUUCAUAGAAAUUCUGGUACAUUGAGUGAGACAAAGUAUUUUGGGAUAAUGUCAUUUCAUGAAAUAAACGCAUAAUUAUGUGUAUGUGUUCAGAGAACCAAUGUGAGUGUCUUAAUGAUUCUUCUUUUGAGUAGUAUUUUCCUGCAGUGAAAAAGUAAAUUGAAUUGGGGCCAUAUGACAAUUUGUACUAAAACCUUAGUUCCCCUUUUCACUGGAUGCUUUGUUGUAUAUCAAUCAAGGAAGUAAAAGAUACACUUGUUUAAAAAUAAGCACAAUAAAGCAGGAGUAGUAAUUGCUCUUCCAAUUACUCUUGCAUAAACUAUAAUGGAAGGUGAUAAUAUUCUGAUUCACUGCACUGCACUGAAUUGUACCUGUUACUACAUAGUUUCCCUCAUCAUUGUCCAUUAGACAUGUCCUACAGCACAACACAUGCAGUAUCGUACAGCAGUAAUUUGAGUCACCAUCUCAAAUUCUGACAAAACAGGGUGUGUUUAAUGAGUCAGUGUAGAAAACAAAGCAUACCAAAUAUCAUUCUGUGUCAGCCAUCAUUUUUAACAUAAACUAUAAGUCACAACACUUUGGCGAAUCAAAUAUUUAAGCAAAGACUCUUCAAUACCUGCUUAUUUUGACACUGCAUUGAGCAAUAAAAUGGAUGACUAAUUUCUUUCCAUUUUGUGUUUUUAUUAGUACAGCAGGUUCAAAGCAAGGGAAAAUAUUCAGAACAUC
Polyodon spathula (Mississippi paddlefish) is the source of this 3840-nucleotide messenger RNA. Its product is annotated as GATA-binding factor 6-B-like. The record is from RefSeq and is a predicted model, not a curated record. Gene Ontology annotation, cellular component: nucleus. Gene Ontology annotation, biological process: cell fate commitment; epithelial cell differentiation; positive regulation of transcription by RNA polymerase II. Gene Ontology annotation, molecular function: zinc ion binding; RNA polymerase II cis-regulatory region sequence-specific DNA binding; DNA-binding transcription factor activity, RNA polymerase II-specific. The coding region runs from base 151 to 1656 and encodes 501 amino acids. Lineage: Eukaryota; Metazoa; Chordata; Actinopteri; Acipenseriformes; Polyodontidae. The transcript has 7 exons.